AUGAGUCGGCGAAGGAAACGUGGGGACGGCCUGGGCCCGAAGGAAGAGUGCAGCUCGGCGGGGGCCGGGUCAGGGAAGCGGCGGCCGGGGUCGGCCCGCGGCUCGAGGCUCUGCCGGGUGGAAGAAGGGCCUGCGCCGCCCGGGCAGCGGCACGAGCGGCCUCCGGCAGCCGCCUCAUGCCCUAAAAGUAACCCUGAGGAGAAGUAUGAAACACCAAAGAGAAUGCAGAAAAUGGAUUUAUUGCCAUCCACCUUCAGUUCUCCUAAUGAUCCUGAUGGCCUGAGUGAUAUCUUUUGGGAUCAGAAUUCUCCAAUGACAAAGCAGUUAGGUAAAGGAAGAAAAAAACAGAUAUACACCACAGAUAGUGAUGAGAUUUCGCAUAUUGUGAAUUGUAUAGCUCCUCAGGAUGAAAAACCUGUAACAGACUCUAUGCUGGGUGUGUGGAUUGGUGAAACUGCUAUUCCUUGUACCCCAAGUGUAGCAAAAGGGAAAUCGAGAGCAAAAUACAGCUGCACUAAGUCAAAAACACAAAAUCACGAAGAAGAACUUAUGAAGUUGGCAAAAGAAUUUGAUAAAAAUAUGGAAGAACUAGAUGUGAUUCAAGAGCAAAAUGAAAGGAAUUGUGAUUUUACCCAGAUGAUUUCAGAGACUUCAAAUGAUUAUAAAGAUAAUGUACCAAUACCAUCAUUAUGUCAUAUACUUCCUGAAAUAGAUUCCGCUGUAAUAGAAAAGCCAGUGAAGGAAUUCACCCAAAAAUCGAAGGAAUACAAUCAAAAUAGCAGUCACAAGUUAUUUGACCAAAAUAUUGAAGCAGCCUUGAAUGCCAUUUUUGAUGGUUCCACUCAGAAAUGUAGCGGGCAAUUAAGUCAGGAUCGGUCAGAUGCUGUUUUGAGCAUCACUAACACAACUUUUGGAAAGAAAAGUACCCUUAAAGAGGAGACAGUCAUUACCAGUGAAACUGUGAACGCUGUACAACUGCAAAAGAAAACCUAUGGGUCACUCUCUUUUGGAGCAGACACUCCCAUAAUGACAAAAUCAUGUGUGACUCCCUGCUCGAAAGAAAUGGAAACGUUCAAUAAGCUCCUUGAUCCAUUUGCUACCAGUGGUAUGGAGGAGGACUGGGAAAACUUCCUCAGAAAUGAACCCUUUGUGAUGCCAACUGUGGAAACGCCAGAAUUACUCCCCGUGCCUAAUACUGCUCAUGAUGCUGCUCAUAAAGAUAUUUAUACUUUUAACUCUAAGAAUCAUAAAAGGAACUCAAGAACAGAUACGUGUCUAGAUGUCAGGCUAAGUAAUUCAAACAGUUUACAAGGUCUUCCUUCAAAGAUAACCAACCGAAAAUUCAUAGAUGAUGAAAACCCAAAAAAAAUGCCAUCUCCAAAUGAGAAACCAAAGCAAUUAUCUACUGGAAAUAAAGUGAAAUUGGAGAGAGCAUGCAAUAAAAUGACUAUUGGAGAUAAAAUUCAAGGUUGUGCACUUGCCUCCUCAAGUGUUACAAAAAUAAAGGAAGGCAUUUAUACUAAAGUUACUCCUGUAAAUGCUUCUGGAAAAAAGGCUGCUUUGAACACAGGAUAUUUUAAUGAACAAAAAAGUAAGCCAAUUUCCAGUCAGUCUUUUAAGACAUCUGCUAAUCCAGAUCUCUAUGGACCUGUAACUUCAGCCAGCGAAACCAAAUCCGACAGUAAGCUCAAUCAGACAAAUGCACCAAAUUUAACUUCUUUCCUGGAUGAUUGGAACGAUCCAUCAUUUGCCAAUGAAAUUAUUAAAUCAUGCCAUAUAUUAGAGAAUACCUGGGAAACAGAUGAUGUAGAUGAUGAUUUGUUGUAUCAAGCAUGUGAUGAUAUUGAAAGACUAUCCCAGCAACAAGACAUUGGAAAUGAAAGCAAAUCAGAAAAUACAACUGAGAUGAAUGAAAGUUCCAAAUAUGGAGCUAAAAACACAUUUACUCCAUCUAAGGGAAGCCAUUUUGUGCAAUCAAAGCAUUGGAAUCUGGACAGUGUUACAGUGCAAACAUCAUCCUCAGGAAAUAGCUCACAAAUGGAUAAAUCGAUGAAGAUGGAGAAAGGAGAAAGUUGUAGAAGUUCUCCAAGUAAUUUAAGUGCUACAACAAAACUGGCUAUGUACUCUAAGAACUCAGAUGAUGAGAUCAAGAGCCCGCAUGUCCAUUGGAAUAACACUGAUAUUCCAGUGAGAGUGAAUCGCUCUACAUUCGCUCUUGCAGGAAGUUCACAUUUGAAUGUGAGUUCCAGUCAUAUAAGUACAGGAAUUCCUACUACUAAUAAAUUGAUUUCUCACAGGACAGUAAAAAAUGAAACACUGACUGAUCAUAACAAAACAACUAAAUUUUCAAAGUAUACAUUCACUAAGUUGAAACGUUCUCAGACUCAUUCUCAAUUUAAUAAAAAUUGUACAGUACGAAGUACGUCUGAUACCAAAAUUAUACAGAGUUUAGAGGAAAAUAAAACACCACCCAUCAACCCAUUACAUGAGGUUAUUCAACAGCAGUCUUUCACAAAAUUUUCUGAAUCUGGAAAACAACCUUCAAAAGAGGAAGAAGAGAAAAAUAGAAAGUAUUCUCCUGAAGAAAUUCAGAAAAAGAGACAAGAGGCAUUGGUUCGAAGAAUGGCCAGAGCACGAGCAACUUCCCUAAAUGCCGCUUCCACUUGAUUUCUCUAAUGAAAUAUUGGUUGGAAGAUAUAACAAAGACUGUUAAUAACUAUCUGUGAUAGGACAAAAUGUUUUUCUCAAUUUCUCUGUGAGAAAGUUAGUGCUGAAUUAUAAAGCUUAGAGUUCUACUUUACAAGGUAUUUAAUCAAUCAAUGUUUAUAAUAGUCAAUAGUCAGAUAUAAGUGAAAGGAAUUACUUGUAAGUUUUUGAAAUCCAUGAAAAUCAGCCACUAUGUACUAGAAUUUACAGAUGGCAGUGAUUUUAUUUUUAAAUACUAAGAUUGCAGAGGGGCCACAGAAGGUAUGCCGUUUAGAUACUUCUUUAUCGUAACAGUCUUUUCCUAAUAGCUUACUAAUGGACACUCCUUUCCAUAACGGUUCUUGUUUUAGUUUUUGUACAUUGAUGCAUUUCUGAAGUUUAAUUAAUGCUACCAUGGAUGGUGGAAAAUAAGGACUUAAUCAGUGAUAACAAAAUUACUUAUUUAGUAUUUUAAUAUUUGUGUGAUAUAUUUUGAAAAUCUUCCAACAUUUUUUUGGGAAAAUACUCAUUUAAGACAACUAGUUUAGAGAAGAGGAAAUAGAUUGCCUUUAUAAGUAAUAUGUCAUUAACAUUCAGAACUUUGCAUUUUUCUCUUUAAUUAGUUUACUGACUUUACUAAAUUUUUUUUCUCUAUUUCCCCUCUUCCCGAUGCCCAUUUUCCUAAACAGAAAAAUUUUGUUACUCCAAAUGACUUUGGAAGAAAAUUAUAAAUGGGAAAUACUUAUUCUAUCGUGGUGUUUACCACUAUUCAGGUACCUUAUUUUGUUAAUCUUUUUUAUUUUUCUAUGAAUAUGUAAUAACUUCAAUAAAUAGAGGAAAUAUUUUAGGUAAGAAAAUGAACUGAGACCCUUUUAUCUUUACCUAAAAUUUAUCUUUCCUGUCUUGUCCAUUCAUUAAUACCCAGCCUCAUAAGUUUCCAUUUCUUUGAAACUGUUACCUGAACAUCUAUCUGGAUUUCUUCUCUGUAAUUUUGAUGGUAUUUAUUCUUUAUAUGAAGGCGCCUUCAAAAUAUUUGAGGAAAAAGAUAAUAGAAUUAUUCCACGAACAUUUUGAAACGUGUUAUUUAUAGGGCAAUCUAUGUGUUGUUAUAUGUUGUUUAGUUAGUUAUAAUUGUCUUAUAAAUAGUAGUGUUUCUAAAAGUUGUCACGUGGUAUCUGAUUAUUCUGCUGUGCUCUCAUACAACCUGUACUGUUAAUUAUGCAAUCGUUUCCUUACCAGUGGUAACCUUUUUCUUUAAAAGGAAACUUGAUUAUCUAGCAUGUUGCAUAGUGAAUGGCGGAGUCCUGUGGUGCAGUGGUUUUUGUUUCACAUGAGGUGUAAGCCAGACUGAAAGCUGUAGUCUUUGAAUCCUAUUCAAUUUCAGUAAAUAUCAUCUGCAUACCA
Molecule: messenger RNA, 4089 nt
Organism: Echinops telfairi (small Madagascar hedgehog)
Lineage: Eukaryota; Metazoa; Chordata; Mammalia; Afrosoricida; Tenrecidae
Gene: ETAA1
Product: ETAA1 activator of ATR kinase
Exons: 6
Coding region: 1-2667 (888 amino acids)
Source: RefSeq, a predicted model, not a curated record